AUGACGUCUGUUUCAAACACUUCAGCCCAAUCACAAUCUACAACCAAAACCGAAAAUGUAGCUUCGCUUCGCUCGGCAAGGAAGGUACAACGUGGUUUGGUUACAAGGAACACUAAUCGAUUGGAAAUCCUACUCUCUGAUUUUGACAACAACCACGACAAGGUGUUAGCUUUCAACGAGAUCGCCGAUCUGAAUGAACUUAUCAACGAACGACGCGCCAAACUGCAAGCCGUCGACGAGGACUUACGUCUCGCUAUGCAUCACGAGGGUGAAGAAGAGUCAACUAUCGAAAAAGAAAUGGAGGAAAGCUACGAUUAUACUGAUGAACUAUCCAUGAAAUCACGUAGAAGGCAGCGACGCAUCGACGCCAUUGACCCAUGCAGACAAGCACCGAACACAGGCUCCAGCGCCGGUUCAACUCCACGCAGCAACCCAUCAGCUAGUACGCACAGAACUGUGAAUUUGCCGAAAAUUGAAUUACCAACAUUUUCGGGCAAUGUAUUGGAAUGGAUCACAUUCUAUGACACGUACAGGUCUACAAUUCACGAUGAUAAAACACUCAGAGACAUUCAACGAUUCGCAUAUCUCAAGGGGGUAUUACGAGGAGAAGCCCUACUCUUGAUUUCAAGUUUACCGCUCACAGAAGUGAAUUACGCCCAAGCGCUCGCACUUCUCAACGAACGUUACGGACAGAAACAUAUGAUUAUUUCCGCUCACAUGGAAGCUCUAUGGCAGCUGCAGUCGCCCACUGACGAUGUUACGAGUUUACUACGCUUCAAUGACACGCUCGAGUCCCAUAUCCGCGGACUGCAAGCCCUGGGAAAAGAUGAAUCCACGUACGGCGAGCUACUAGUUCCCAUGAUACUACGUAAGUUGCCUAAUAACAUUUGCACACAAAUUGCUAGAAUCCACGGCAACAAAGCCUGGAAUAUUGUCGACCUGAGAAAAGCUAUUACUGCUGAAAUACAUGCUUUACAGGCGGGCCUGACAAAUGUCAACAAUGAAGGUCAGACUCUUGGGGGUCAAAUGUCACGACUCUCAAUAACCGCUUUUCACGCGCCUACUUCUGGGUAUCGUAAACAACGACAUGCAGUGAGACAAUGCUUAUUUUGCAAAGGUUUACAUAACCCCAGCGAUUGCACAACAAUCACCGAUCCAAAAAAGAGACUUGACAUAGUGAAGAGGGACAAAUUAUGCUACAACUGCCUUGCAAAUCACUUGGUAAGCAACUGCACUUCGAAAUUUAGUUGUAAACAUUGCGGACGGAAACACCAUUCUUCGCUUCAUUUCAAUGAUCGCCCAGCAUGGCAAACCAGCUCAAAUAUGUGUGUGAGCACUCCAGCCAGCGACAGAAACACAACGCAAGCACAGAGCAAUGAACAUUCGGCAAAUGGAUUAACCACUACACGCGCAAAUGACACACGCGUUCAUCUUUCAACUUCACAAUUUCGCCAACCUACCGGACCUGUCCUAUUAAAGACAGCCGUGGUUCCUGUUACUGCCAAAGAUGGGAACAUUAUUCAUGCCAAUGUAUUAUUUGAUGAAGGGGCUACAAGGUCAUUCGUUACUACCAGAUUUGCAGAGAAAAUCAGCAUGAAGCCCACCCAUCGAGAGACUGUCAACCUGUCAACAUUGGGUCAUCAGGACAAGUACUCAAGAACACUAUUUAAAGGUGAGAUCCAUAUGCAUACCCUGACUGGUGACAUUGUAUCUAUAGAACCUCUUGUUAUACCUGACAUAUCUAACAAUCUGACUCACCAUGUGACACCUGACUUACUUGAUUUGCCAUAUUUACGUCAUCUAAACUUGGCUCACCCUGUAUCAAUCGAUCAGUCAUUUGAUAUAGAUAUUCUAAUUGGCUUAGAUUAUUUUUGGGAGAUGGUCGGAGACCGUGUCAUUCGAGGAUCUGGACCAGUUGCUGUGAAUUCUAUUUUUGGGUAUAUUUUGUCUGGGCCUAAAAAUAAUGGCCAACCUAACUCAAAUGCUCAAGUUUUGCAUGUAAUCACAGAUACUCAGUAUGAGGAGAAAGCUAUAGCCUCAUAUUGGGACCUGGAAACUAUUGACAUAUCAGCUGACGAAUGUAAACAAAACAAUGUUGACAAACACAUUGACUAUGAAACAUACAAAACCACACACUUACGACGUGAUGGUGGUCAUUAUGUAGCUAAGUUGCCAUGGAAACAAGAACAUGAUGAACUACCUGUCAACUAUGAGGUCACUCUGAACCGCACACGCAACAUGGUACAACGCCUACCUAGUGACAUACUUCCUGUGUAUGAUAGACUAAUUCGUGAGCAAGAAUCAAAUGACUUUAUUGAGAAACUACCUACCUGUGACAAAGGUGAAGGUCACUUCCUACCACACCAUCCAGUGGCUAAACAGAGCUCCACCACACCAAUUCGCAUUGUGUAUGAUUGUAGUUGUAGAAAGUCAGCUAAAUCACCCAGUCUAAACGACUGCCUGGAUAAAGGCCCUCCCAUGUUGAAUGACUUGACAUCCAUAUUGAUUAAAUUUCGUUCGAACCCUGUUGCUAUCACUAGCGACAUAGAAAAAGCUUUCCUACAGGUGAAACUAGAACCUGAGGAGAGGAAAUUCACCAAGUUUUUGUGGCUCUCAGAUUCAGGCGAUACAGAGAGUGAGUUCGAUACAUAUCAGUUUAAAUCUGUUCUUUUUGGGGCGACACCCUCCCCCUUUAUUCUUAAUGCUGUUGUAAGAGCUCAUUUGGAUACUUACAACACUUCGGCCAUUGCCAGGGAUUUACAAAACAAUAUUUAUGUUGACGAUGUCAUUUCUGGUGUUAACAACACCAAUGAGGCUAUUGAUUACUAUACACAUGCAAAUGAAAUGAUGACGUCAGGUGGUUUCAAUUUGAGAAGUUGGUCAACCAAUGACAACACACUAAGAGAGAUUGCCACGAGCGACAACAAACAUUCUGAAGAUGUAGAAGUGGGAAUACUUGGUAUGAGAUGGAAUACUGAGACUGAUGUACUUUCAUAUAAACACGUAGAUAUGCCACCUUUGAAUCAAUUACUUACGAAGAGAGAUGUUGUAAGUGCCACAGCCAGCAUUUAUGACCCCAUUGGUUUGCUGUCACCAGUUCACAUUCAGGCAAAAUUGUUUAUUCAAUCUAUUUGGCGAUCCAAAAUUGAAUGGGAUACACCUCUUGAUGAUACUUACCUUACUAAGUGGAAAGGUAUUGCUAGUGAACUGCAUCACCUGACUGACAUUACUAUAAAUAGAAGUUAUUUUGGUGGAAACUCCAUGGAUGUAAACAAGCAAACCUAUCAACUACACUCAUUUGCUGAUGCCAGUACAUCUGCAUAUGGAGCUGUGAUAUAUAUUCGAUGUAUGGAAACUGGAGAAACUGGUAUAGUUGCUUCUAAGAACCGUGUAUCACCCACCACAGAGAUCACCUUGCCUCGACUUGAACUUUUAGCAUGCUUGAUUGGUACAAGACUAUGCAAAUUUGUUUACAAUCAUUUGAAGCCAAAACUGAACAUUGAUUCGUGUACAUUAUGGAGUGACAGUCAGAUAGCUCUGUCAUGGAUCGCAAGUGACAAACCACAACCUGUUUUCAUCCGAAACAGAACCAAGGAGAUAAAUGAGUUUAACCAAAGUUACAGAUACGUGCCUACAAAGCAGAACCCGGCUGACCUACUGACUAGAGGAAUAUCAACGAAAGAGCUGAAGUCCAGCAGAAAGUGGUGGAAUGGUCCUGAUUUCCUGGCAAAUACUGCAGAUUGGCCACAAAUCACAUACAACAUGCAUUCUAAUGUUACAAAUACUGAAAACACACUUCUACCUAUUUCUGACAUUGAUGGAGCAGUUAACAACAACAUACCUGACUUUGAUACAAAUACCACUACAUCCAUUAACAAUGUAAACAAACCAUUAACUAGAUCAGACAAGCAGACACUGUGUGACCAUAGCAUUCCCUACCCACAUACUGAUGACGCCCUAACACAACAACAGAGUCCAUUGAUCUCUGACUAUGACACAACUUGUAUGCAUAUGGGUCUGGGAAAAUUGAUGCAUCCAACCUGA
Messenger RNA from Saccoglossus kowalevskii, 4044 nucleotides. RefSeq lists its product as uncharacterized. Lineage: Eukaryota; Metazoa; Hemichordata; Enteropneusta; Harrimaniidae. The record is from RefSeq and is a predicted model, not a curated record.